AUGAGUGGUGACUACACAGCCUUUUUCUACGGGACUUUGAUGGCCCCCGAGGUCUUCUUCACCGUUUGCUACUGCCACAACAACCCUCACCAGGCCAUCAAGGAUAUGCACACAUUCACUCCCGCAAUUCUCGAGGGUUACUGUCGCCACCGGGUUCGACAUGCCGAUUAUCCUGGCGUUGUGGCUGAGAAGGGCCACAGUGUUCGUGGGGUUUAUGCGACUGGUCUCACUGAUGCCAAUAUGAGCAAGCUUGACACGUUCGAGGGGUCUGAGUAUGAUAAGGAAAAGGUCAAAGUCAAAUUGCUCAACAAAGACGGCACUGCCAGCGACAAGGGCGAAACCAAGGAAACGACCGUCUACGUUUUCAACUCACCCAACUACCUUGAGAAGCGCGAAUGGGACUUUGAGGAGUUUCGAAAGACCAAAAUGCGGAACUGGACCCGGGGUGGAUUGGCUUUCGAUGAAUGCAAGUCAACCCAUACCAUAUUCAUAUACGUGCUCAAUACUGAUGAUGAAUACUGUAGAAGUCUGAAUGAGCUGCCAAUGACGGCUUGGAGGUAG
Fusarium venenatum is the source of this 561-nucleotide messenger RNA. RefSeq names its product Butirosin biosynthesis, BtrG-like protein. The record is from RefSeq and is a predicted model, not a curated record. NCBI's taxonomy places the organism in Eukaryota, Fungi, Ascomycota, Sordariomycetes, Hypocreales, Nectriaceae.